Messenger RNA from Bradysia coprophila, 6953 nucleotides. RefSeq names its product Importin subunit beta Fs(2)Ket (gene Fs(2)Ket). Gene Ontology annotation, molecular function: small GTPase binding. The record is from RefSeq and is a predicted model, not a curated record. Gene Ontology annotation, biological process: protein import into nucleus. NCBI's taxonomy places the organism in Eukaryota, Metazoa, Arthropoda, Insecta, Diptera, Sciaridae.
UCAAAUUAAACGAUUUAUUCAAUCGCGUAUAAACGCAAAGGUAGUCAUAUUGAAUCAUACCUCUCGGUGUGUUCUUGAAUAAAAAAUCGUAAAAUUUCAUAGUUUAACUGUUCAUAACUCCAAAACUCCUACACAAUCCGAUAAUCCAGCAAUCCAGUUGAACAUGACGCAGUUAAUUCAAGUUCUUGAGAAAACUGUAUCCACAGACAAAAACGAACUCUUGUCUGCAGGACAAUAUUUAGAGCAGGCGGCUUCAACAAAUUUAUUAGAAUUUCUCAAAGCUUUGUCCGAUAUUUUGGUUAACAUAAACAAUAGCUCAGUAGCACGCACAGCGGCCGGUUUGCAACUAAAAAAUCAAUUAACAAGUAAAGACGAUGUCAUCGGCAAGCAAUACCAACAACGAUGGCUGUCCUUCCCAGCGGAUACUCGAGAAUACAUCAAAAACAACAUCCUGGAAUCUCUCGGAACCGAAAGCACUCGACCGUCAUCGGCUGCUCAGUGUGUGGCCUAUGUAGCCGUUACCGAACUACCAGUCAAUCAAUGGACCUAUCUUAUUUCAACAUUGGUGUCGAAAGUAGUGACGGAAGGCUCAACUGAAAAUGUGCGUGAAGCUGCCUUGGAAGCCAUAGGUUAUAUUUGUCAAGACAUCAGCGCUGAUGUUCUGGAACAUCAAUCCAAUCACAUUCUGACAGCUAUUAUCCAUGGCAUGCGAAAAGAUGAGCCCAGCAACCAUGUUCGUCUCGCUGCUACGACCGCUUUACUCAAUUCGUUGGAAUUCACAAAAGCCAAUUUCGACAAAGUGGAGGAACGGAACUACAUCAUGGAAGUGGUGUGCGAAUCAACGCAAAGUCCCGACACACAAAUUUCGGUGGCCGCCCUUCAGUGUUUGGUGAAAAUUUUGACACUCUACUAUCAAUACAUGGAGGUGUACAUGGCGCCAGCUCUAUUUCCCAUCACAUUGCAAGCCAUGAAAUCGGAAAACGAGCAGAUCGCUUUACAGGGCAUCGAAUUUUGGUCGAACGUUAGCGAUGAAGAAAUCGAUCUGGCAAUCGAAUGUCAAGAGGCCCAAGAAACUGGACGAGUACCUUCACGUGUAUCGAAACAUUAUGCACGCGGUGCCCUGCAGUAUUUGGCACCAGUUCUAAUGGACAAAUUAACCAAACAAGAAGAGUUCGACGACGAAGAUGAUUGGAAUCCAUCGAAAGCAGCUAGUGUAUGUUUAAUGUUGUUAGCUACCUGUUGCGAAGACGAAAUCGUUGGCCAUGUUCUGCCGUUUGUGCAAGAAAAUAUUGAUUCGCCGAAUUGGAGGUUCAGAGACGCUGCUUUGAUGGUUUUCGCUUCGAUAUUGGGCGGUAUCGAGCCACAAACGUUGAAGCCUUUGGUGGAACAGGCAAUGCCAAAAUUCAUUCAACUUAUGUACGACCAAAGUGUCAUUGUUCGAGAUUCCGCGGCAUGGACAUUCGGAAGAAUUUGCGAGAUCAUUCCCGAAGCAGCCAUCAACGACCACUAUCUGAAACCUAUGCUAGAGGCAUUUAUUUCUGGUCUGAAAGCUGAGCCACGCGUGGCAGCCAAUGUUUGUUGGGCUUUCACUGGUCUAUCUGACGCUGCAUAUGAAGCCGCUGAGGCUUACAACGAGAAUUCACCGGAAACGUAUUGCUUGUCACCAUUCUUCGAGUACAUCAUCAAUCAAUUGUUGGAAGCAACUGAUCGGCCCGAUGGUGCUCAGGCAAAUCUCCGUGGUGCGGCAUACGAGGCUCUUAUGGACAUGAUCAAAAAUUCGCCAAAUGAUUGCUACGUGGUCGUACAGAAAACGACGAUGGUCAUCCUAGACCGACUGAACCAGGUGCUACAAAUGGAAAGCCACAUGUCAACGCACAAUGAUCGACACCAAUUCAACGAUUUGCAAUCGCUGCUGUGCGCCACUCUUCAAUCAGUUCUUCGCAAAGUCGAUGCCGUCGAUGCUCCGAAAAUAUCCGAUGCAAUUAUGACCGCUCUGUUAACUAUGUUCAAUUCAAGUUCUGGCAAAGUUGGCAACGUUCAGGAAGAUGCUCUGAUGGCAGUUUCAACGUUGGUUGAUCUGCUCGGCGAUCAAUUCCUGAAAUACAUGGAAGCCUUCAAGCCCUAUCUAUUUAUGGGAUUGAAAAACCAUCAAGAAUACCAAGUAUGCUGUGCAGCUGUUGGUUUAACCGGUGAUAUUUGCCGUGGACUGAAAGUGAAAAUUUUGCCAUUCUGCGACGAUAUCAUGACUUUGCUGUUACAAAAUCUGAACAAUCCAAAUCUCCAUCGCAGUGUCAAGCCGCAAAUUCUGUCCGUUUUCGGUGAUAUGGCAUUGGGCAUUGGCCCAGAAUUUAAGAAAUAUCUGAACGUCGUGCUGGACAUGUUACAUCAUGCAUCGCAAUGUCAAGUCGAUCGAAACGAUUUCGACAUGGUGGAUUAUCUGAACGAAUUGCGGGAAAGUGUUUUGGAAGCGUACACCGGCAUCAUCCAAGGAUUGAAAGGAAUGGACAAAAAACCGAGUCCGGAUGUGCAAAUGAUGGAGCCGCAAAUCAAUCACAUUGUACAGUUUAUCGUGUCCAUUGCACAGGAGACUGAGAUUCCGGAUGGAAAUAUUGGCAUUAUUGCUGGUCUGAUUGGUGAUUUGUGUAUGUCGUUUGGACCACCAUUUUUGCAACUCAUCGAGAACGAUCAUAUCAAGAAUUUGUUGAAUGAUGGCAAGAAUUCACGCAUUACUCGCACGAAAACUUUGUCGAUAUGGGCUACCAAAGAAAUCAACAAACUAAAAAUCCAGGCCAACAGCCAAGUCACAAGAUGAAUUCACAACGGAUUGCAACCCGCUGAUAUGUCGAUUUCCGUCAAACAUAACUUAUUUGCAGCACCAGCAACUUAACGAAAUUAAUUUAAACUUUGCAUCAAUCAACAAACUUUUUUUUAUUUUAAUUUCCAUUUGCAAAUAUCUUUAUAAGAAUGUUUUUUAAAAAUGAGUUUAAAAAAAAUGAUUUACAUUUAAUUGGGGCAUCAUCAAUACAUCCAUACGCAAAACAUUACAGAAAAACAAUAUUCGCCUACGAUACAACAAUAGAUUUAGAUAAUUUACAAUAAAACAAAGUAUAAUAAAUACCCAAUGUGUAGCUCAUGUAAUAAUAAGAAAUUUAAGAGAGAAAGAGAGAGAGAGAGAGAGAAAAAAACGGACGGUUGUUCAUGUUUGUUGAAAGCGAUGCUUGGGAUAGAUAUAUGCUGAAGAGAUUGACGAUGCAGGAUUGAGUAUUGGGUUGAUUGAUUAUGAUAUGGACGACGUAUAACUUUUCUUUUCUUUUAAAUAAAAUGACACAUCUAAGUUAAUUCAAUUAACUUAAUUGCCAAAUGAAAAUUGAUUGAGACAAAAAGAUUUUUAAUUUCCGCCGGUUUUGAUGGUCAAACACCAAAAUUACCAAACUAGAAUAAUUUUUAGAAUUUUAGUCAAAGUUUACAUCGAUCUUGUUUAACUAGGCGAAAAUAUUCUUUUUUCAAUGAGAACUGGCGAUGCAGUUUAUGUUCGUUGUGUAGUUUUCGUUCAAAGGAAUGUUCUGAUGUUGAUUUCAACAACCAAUCGACUAGAGUCUUAAAUAUAGUUAAAACAUCUUUGUCGUAACUUUGGUUGCUGAAAUCACUAUACAUUGGGGGUAGACCAUUGUGUUUCUUAAAGUUCGGAAGUGGGGCAAUUUUCGAACUUUUGACAUUUCUCCCAUAAUUUUAUGUCAAAAUUCUACGAAGUCUUCACGAACCAUAAUGGUUUACCCCUUGUGUUUCGUAAGGUUAAUAAGUAUGGGAAUUUCGUAAAAUUUUGACAUUUUGCUCAUAUAUUUCAUGUCAAAAGUCAACGAAAUCACCAUACUAACGAACUUUAAGAACACAAUGGUUUACCCCCAAUGAAACAUACGAACUGAAAGAAACAAAGCUAAACAAAAAAUUAUAUUUUCGCCUAUUUAAACGAACUUUGAGCAUGGAUGAGUAUAUAUCUAUACUGCAUGAUUCCAGUAAAAAAAUUUGCGGUCUGAAUAACUUGAAAGGAGAUGAGUUUAUUGUUUUGUUUUUUUAAGGAAAAAAAUAGUUGAAAAUGUUUGUUUACGAAUGAAUUAGUGGCGCCUACAUAAACAAAUUUUUUGACGAGUAAACGAGGUGAUGAAUAAAAGGAGUGUCUUAGUGGCUCUGAAAAUGCAAAUAAGUUGAGUGCAAAUCCGAGUCCAAAUGAUAAAUUAUUAAACUUUACGUUGAGGCCAUAGAAAAAGUUAAGUUAAGUAGUAAAAAAAUAGCGAUUUGUGUUGAGCGAAUGAGUGUCAGGGAAUAUUCGAUAAGAGGAAAGUGAUUCAAUAAGUAAAUGACUACCAAAACGUGUAAAGGAUUAGUAUAAAUAAACGAAAAAAUUUGAAAGAAAAUGAAAUAAAAAAUCUAAAAUAAACAAACAAACAAAAAAAAUCAAAUGAAAACGAGUGCCUCUGUGAAUGCGAAUGAUAGUAAUGUACACUUUAAUGAUAAGAGAAACAUUUAACGCGAUGAACUAAAUGCUGUGAAUUCUACAAUGAUACAAAAUGAAACAAAAAAAAUCUACUUUAAAAAAAUGGAAUAUAAAUGAUAAUAAGGAUCACAAACGGUUCUAGUGUUUUUAAUUCUAGUUUUUAUUUGUUCAAAUUGAUACGAGAGAUUCCAAAGAUGUACGCUUAUAAUGUAUUUUAGAUAAAAAAGGGAAAUGUGAGAAAAGAAAUUGUCAAAAACAUUCUUUUGACGAUUUUCUUUCAAGGACAUUCGUUUCAAAUCUACCGUUUUACAAACCGUUUUUGGUCUUUCUUAUGUUUAGUACGCAUAAAUUUAAAUGGAAACAAAUUAUAAAAAGUAAGAAUGAAAAACAAAAUGAUUUAAACUUAAUGUGUCUCUGAUGUGAGAGAGAUGAUUAUGCUGAAUUAAUGAGUAUUAUCCCGCCAACAAUUUUUGAAACUACAGUUAUAAGAUGUCUGAUGUCUUUGAAAUUAGAAUUGCUAGAAUUUUGAAUCAGUUGGAAUUACGAAAACAUUUUUUGUUUGUUUAGAGAAAGGUUUCUUCCCUUCUGUUCGUUACAACCGGCUACUAUUUUUGUUGCUUCGAAAUUGAACUCAAGGAACAAUAUCAAAAUUGCUUUUAGUUCUUUAAGAAAAUUAUUGCUCAAUAUCAUUCCACUUGAAGAAUGUUUUGGAAAAUGAUAUCGGAAAAUUUCUUUUUUUUAAAGUAAAUUGAAGUCGAUUGAACUCGUAUUGAGGGUGCAUGUUUGAUUCAGAAAUAAUUUUAAAUGAUUUAAAAAAUUUUAAAAAUAUCGUGACUUCGGUCCGGUUCAGGGCUCAUUUUAGGGAUUUGGAUUCUGAAAAAAUCUAAAAAUUCCAAAUAAUUCGGAAACAAUUCCGAAAAGAAAUUAAAUUUCUCUAAAAUAGGUCCUGCGGAUGGUUUCGUAUACUCAGCAGUCGUGACAACCUUGUUCUUCAACAAAUUUAAAUGGAUUUUCCUAACGAAUUCGAUUUCAGAAUGACGACUGACUUGUUUAUAAAGAGUUAGAAAAACUAUUUCAUUUUGUAACAGAAUUCAAUCUCCCGGUUACUAUUUUGUGGUUCUAGUGACUUUUAACAUCCAACACUACAUCUAGGCCAUAUUUGUAUUAGAUCGAAAAGCUUCCACUACAUGCUCCCUUCCAGCCAGAUACUUUCUUGAAUAAUUUGUGAAUAGCAAGGACUUCUCGGAAGGCAGACUAAAUUUUUAAACGAUCAAUUGACUUUUAAUUUGUUGGGAAUUCAAUACCAAAAAUAUUCUUAUCUUUUAAGAUGAAGGAGUUGAUAAGAAAGAAAUUUUCCGCUGAUUAUUUUCGUAAUUAGAUGUAAACUAAGAAUAAUAUCAAUAAACUAAAGAAUUCAAAAUGAAUAAAACAACAAAAAAAAUUGUGAACGAAUCUGUGAUUUGGGAAGGCUUUUCAAUCAGUUAAAAAAUAGUUUUUUAAAAAUAAAGAAAAUUAAACGAAAAAAAAAAAUCGUAAACGCGUACCUUAAGUAAAUGUUUUUUUGUUUUAGAAAAUGCAUAUUCAGCUGCUUCGUUAUUAAUAAGAAUUAAAUGGAAAGAAAAAUUAAGAUAUUUUUUAGCUGAUAAAGUCUUCUCAAUUUUUAUAUAAAUGUAUCUACGACUAAAUGUGACAAAAUUAACACGAAAACAUUUCAUUUGAAUUUUUGGAGAUAAGUGCGUAUAUAUGGGCUGAGAAUUGUGAAAAUGUGAACGCGGAAUAUUGAAUAGCGUCCAUCGAUUAUGUCUUUUAUAUUUUGUUUAAAUAAUAGUUCCUUAUUGUAAUAAUUUUCUAAUUUUUUUCGUCUAUUAUUUCAACACUUGACCCCUACCAGUACUACUUUAAAUUCCUACUUCAAAAAAACAUUUUUUUUUUGGUAUUUACUUCCCUCGGAUGUGUAAAUAAAUCACUGUCCUCCGGAUAGACCAGUUAUUUAUGCAAUUAGAGAGAGACUUUUUAAGUUCAGAAAUUCCGAACUGACCAGCCAAUGGUACAAACAAAAAAAGAAUUUUUGUAUCACACGGUCGGCCGAAAAUAAAAUGUUCAUAGCUGACCCACGUCGAAGUGACGCAUGUCUCAGUGUAAGAUAUUUCUGAACUGAUCGUGGCUGUACUUCUAAACCUUUAAACUCCGAACGAAAUUUCUCCAUAUAGUUGAACUUAACCUCAGUGACCACAAUGAAUAAUAUUUAUAAUUAAAGAAAAAGAGAGAAAACUUAAGAUGCACAAAAUGUCAUGAAACACGUAAAAAUUUAGAACAAUUGUAAAACUUGUGUCUGCCAUGCACAUUUGAUUGACUGAACGAAACUAUUAGGAUAAUUACAAGCAAAAAUGUAGGAUUACGAUUUAAUAGAGAGAGAAAAAAAUCGAAUGAGAGACAAAUCAAAGGAUUCUAUUUUAAUAAA